GGCGACGGCGGCUUCUCCCCUCAGCGGCCGUUGAGCCUCCGCCUCGCCAUGGGCCGCCUCGCCCGGCUGCUGCUGGCUGCCCUGGCCGUGGCGCUGGCCCGGCCCGCCCGAGGCACCGUCUACUUCCGGGAGCAGUUCCUGGACGGAGGUGGAGGAGGCAGAGACGGGGCCUCCCCCUUGACACGUGUCUGGGGGUCCAUUCACACGUGCACUCGCGAGUCCAGCAUCUUCCGGCCUUUUCCCAGGCUCUGCUUGGAGGGAAGAGGAAGCCUGGCGCGGCGGGGGCGGUGUUCUUCCCCUUGACACGCAUCUGGCGGCCCGUUCACACGUGCACUCGAGAGCUCGGCCCCUUCCGGCCUUUCCCCUUGGAGGGAGAAGUCGAGCGGGGGUGUGGUUCUCCCCCCCUUAACACUCGUCUGGGGGCCCGUUCACACGUGCACUUGCGAGUCCAGCAUCUUCCGGCCUUUUUCCCAGGCUCUGCUUGGAAGAAGGAGGAAGCCUGGUGCGGCGAGGGCCGUGUUCUCCCCCUUGACACUCGUCUGGAGCCCCAUUCACAUGUGCACUCGAGUUCAGCUCCUUCUGUCCUUUCCCCCAGGAUCAGGGAGGAGGAAGCCUGGUGCCAGGCGCUGCACAAAAACGAAAGGGGCCUUCAAACAACCCAUUUGGAGAUUAGAAAAGAUAGAAAGGGCACUAAAACUGUGUUUCUUUAAAAUCUACCAAAAUUGGAAAACAACAGCGACACCAUUUAUUUAAUUUAAUUAACUUUAAUUAUAACCCGCUCCUUUCCUCCAAGGGAGCCAAGGUUUGCCUGCCCAGUUCUUGUACACCCCCAUUUUAUCCUCACGACACCCCUUUGUGGUAGGCUGAGAGUCCCCCCGGCUCCCUGUAACUUGACCCCUCAUAAUUAAUUAUUAUCAUUCUUUAUUACUUAUACCCUGCCCAUCUGGCUGGGUUUCCCCAGCCACUCUGGGCAGCUCCCAGCAUAACAUUAUUAUUAAUAAUAACACCAGUGUGUUGUGCAAUCAAUACACAAAUACAGACGUACAGGUACACAGUUUGAGUGCAUUGCAUGAGCACCCGGGUGUGUUUCGCUUGUUGGCUUCCUGACGUGUGUUGCUGAACAAUUCGCCUUUCGGUGGGGUGGGGCUUGCGUUUUCCCAAGGGUUUUAAGGCUUUACUUGCGUUUCCACCUGCCGUGACGAGUCUCCCCUUCUCUCUGUCAACAGCAAAAUGGAAAGAGAGGUGGGUUCUCUCCCAGCACAAAUCUAACUAUGGGAAGUUCCGGCUGACGGCCGGGAGCUUUUACGGAGAUCGCGAAACGGACAAAGGUUUGGGAACGUCCUCCAAGGACGCAUUAGCAACACGACAUCAGCUUUGACUUAUUCCUGCUGUUAAGCUUUUUAAAGGCGAGGGCCACAUUAGCUUCUAAGCCAUUUUCCAGGGGCCACAUACCUGUGUGGGGUUGGACCAGAGGCAAACGUGGGGUGGGGCAGUUACUGUUAGUUUUAUUGUUUUUAAUUUGGUUUGUUUCUACAUACACCAGGCAUAGGCGAACUCGGCCCUCCGGAUGUUUUUUGGGACUACAACUCCCAUGAUCCAUAGCUAACAGGACCCAUGGUCAGGGAUGAUGGGAAUUGUAGUCCCAAAACAUAUGCUGGAACAUUUCUCUUUAUUCUGCGCACAAAUUUGUUUCAAGAAUGCGGCUUCAAAUCUUAGAUAACUGACGAUAAGCGUGUUCUCCAUUUUCAUUAUAGUCCCCACAAAAUCAGAGCUGUGCUCAUUGGGAAGAGGGAAUAAAGUACAGUGGAAUCUCGGUUUUCAAACGUAAUCCGUUCUGGAAGUCCGUUCGACUUCUGAAACUUUCAAAAACCAAGGAUCAAAGGGCGGGCUUCAAAAUCAAUUGGGGGGGGAAUGAAAAACACGCCUUCAAAAUCCGUUUGACUUCCGAGGCGCGUUUGAAAACUGAAGCAUUCACUUCUGGGUUUCCGGCGUUUGGCUUCCAAAACGUUCAGCAGCUGAAACGUUGGGAAACCGAGGUUUGACUGUACUGGUAAGGCUUCACAUUUAUCGCCUGUGGGUCUGAGACGUUGCCUCGUGCAUUGCAGGACUGCAGACGACGGAAAACGUCAGGUUUUAUGCCAUUUCGUCGCGGUUCAAGCCCUUCAGCAACAGGGGAAAGCCCUUGGUCAUUCAGUACACGGUCAAGCACGAGCAGAAGAUGGACUGCGGUGGCGGAUAUGUGAAAAUCUUCCCCUCCGACCUGGACCAGAAGAAUAUGAGCGGGGAAUCCUUGUAUUAUGUCAUGUUCGGUGAGAUGGCUGGGGUGUUCUAAAAAAACCGAACCAGAUAAAAAUGGCACUGGGUGUCAAUUUGAUCUCAAGCCUGUCCCGAAUUUCUGCCCCCCCCAUACCAUAUUUUUCGCUCUAUAAGGCGCACCAGACCAUAAGACGCACCUAGUUUUUGGAGGAGGAAAACAAGGAAAAAAAUAUUCUGAAUCUCAGAAGCCAGAACAACAAGAGGGAUCGCUGCACAGUGAAAGCAGCAAUCCCUCUUGCUGUUCUGGCUUCUGGGAUAGCUGCGCAGCCUGCAUUCGCUCCAUAAGACGCACACACAUUUCCCCUUACUUUUUAGGAGGGGAAAAGUGAGUCUUAUACAGCAAAAAAUACGGUAUAUUCAAAACCUCUCAAGAGCCCCUUCGCAUUCUGUGGUUUCAUUAGGGAUACCCCCCUCCCCACUUUUGCAAAGCUGCUGUAACCUGCUGCGUUUGGGCGUAGGUGCUAGGAACGGCUAGAAAACUGUUCCUUAAGCUACCCAGCAUCUUAUCCGAUGUGUUUUGGGAGUGGAGCCAGUUUCUGAAAGCUUAAAGUAGCGCACGAGAGGCAAAACCCAACUCUUUCUCUUUUAAGGGCCUGACAUCUGCGGCUCCGACAUCAAGAAGGUCCACGUCAUUUUAAACCACAAGAACAAACUCUAUCCCAUUAAGAGGCAGAUCCGCUGCAAAGUAAGUGCAGGAAGCGUUUUUGAGUUCCGUUUUGAAAUAUCCUUCUUGGCAGUCAGCUGGGGUGCGGCUUGUGGAGAACGGGGGCAUGUCCUUGGAAGGGUGAUAGGGAGCCCUGAGAGGAAAGUGGCGUUGUGGCUACCUUUCGCUGCCCCUCACUUAUCCCUGCCUUGUACCUGAAGAACAGCCUUUCCUAUGGCAGGGAAAAGGGCAGCUUCUCAUAUGUUUGCAGCUCUGCAAACUGUUUUGAGCUUCCAGAACUAGCUAGGACCCCCAAAAUCCUUACCCACACAUAUGAUAGUCUCCUGAGAAAUACUUACUGUAUCUGCGUGUACAUACCUCCAGUAAAGUCUUCUGGGGAACUGAGAUCAUAUUGGGGAAAACUUGACCAACUACUCAAAAGUAUAGACUCUCUGUCACCCAACCCUUGCCUUGUCUUGGGAGGUGACUUCAAUGCCCGGAUCAGCCUUGUUUCCCCACAAAAUACUAUAUUAUCUGGACUAAACUUGGAGGACGAACCUGAAAUCAGAGGACAGCAAUGGACACCACCUCUAACCGCGCUGGGAAAUAUCUUUGUGAACUUAGAAUUAAGCAUAACCUUUUGUUAUGCAAUGGGCACGGUCAAGGGGAACAAGAGGGUUACUUAUUUUUUACAUAUGAGCACACAUGACCCUUGUUGGGUCCAGAGAGUUCAUUAACAAUAACAAUAAUAAUUUAUUAUUUAUACCCUGCCCACCUGGCUGGGUUUCCCCAGCCACUCCGGGCGGCUCCCAACCAAAUAUUAAAAACACAAUACAGCAUUAAACAUUAAAACCUUCCCUAAAUAGGGCUGCCUUCAAAUGUCAAACAGCGACAAUUUGUUGUUGACAAAGGACAGCUGGACAUAGAAAGGGCCCCAUUACCUUCAGGAGCUGAGGGCCUACACAGCUGGAAUGCGACGUCAACGGUGAUAGAAAACCAUGUUUCUCUUCCCCUGUGGUUUGGGUUCAGGUGGAUGGAUUCACUCACCUGUACACGCUGGUUCUAAGACCCGACCUCACGUACGAAGUGAAAAUCGAUAACAAGAGGGUAGCGUCCGGCGACUUGGAAGACGACUGGGAUUUCUUGCCCCCGCGGAAGAUAAACGACCCGACGGUGAGGAAGCCGGAGGACUGGGAUGACGUUGCCGAAAUGGACGACCCAGAGGACACCAAGCCGGAGGUGAUUAUUACUGCCUUGCUCUGGUGUGGGUGAGCCGUGCCCUAGAGCUGCUGGUUAUAAGGCCUCAGAAGCAGGAAGCCCAGAGAGCCCACCCCAGGCAGAACAGGUGUGUCUUUCCAGUCUCUGAUCCCCCUUUGGGCUGAAGGUGGAGGCAGACGAGGAGCUGGGCCUCUCAAUCCUCCCCUUUGUCAUCUGCUAGCAUUUCAGUCACCUUAAUGAACAGCUGAGUCGCAUCCCUUGUGGCUUUCCCUGAGACCUGGGCAGUGUUUGCUAAUUUUGCUUAUUUUCUCUCCCCUGCUCCACUCUCUUUCUCCCUCUGCAAAAGGACUGGGACGUCCCCGAGUACAUUGUAGACAACAGCGCAGAGAAACCCAAGGACUGGGAUGCCGUGGCGCAAGGCCCCUGGGAGCCCCCCCAGCUCAAGAAUCCACUUUACCGGGUAGGGCAGCUCCUUUUCCAGUCACUGGGGGGCCCUUGGAGAUGGAAGCUGGGUGGCUCUUUGCAAUUGUCUAGCUGUUGGUUUAGCUUUUAAACUCGCUUUCUGCAUAACUGCCUUUCGUUUCUAAAUCGCAAUUGUUUCCGCUGCUCCGCAAGUCGUUUUGAGCGGCCUCAUAAGUGAAAUUAAAUUGCGAAAAGAAAUGGCUAGCUUGGUCCACGAGCGCUGAGGCCCUCUAAUAAUAAUAAUGAUGAUGAUGAUAAUUAAUAAUUAAUAAUAAUUUAUUUAUUUAUACCCCACCCAUCUGGCUGGGUUUCCCCAGCCACUCUGGGCGGCUUUCAACAGAGCAUUAAGAACAGAAUAAAACUUCAAACAUUAAAAGCUUCCCUAAACAGGGCUGCCUUCAGAUGUCUUCUAAAAGUCAGAUAGUUGUUUAUUUCCUUGACAUCUGACGGGAGGGCGUUCCACAGGGCGGGCGCCACCACCGGGAAGGCCCUCUGCCUGGUUCCCCAUAACUUCACUUCUCUCAGGGAGGGAACCGCCAGAAGGCCCUUGGGAGCUGGACCCUGGUGUCCGGGCUGGACGAUGGGGUUCUCUAACACCCUGUGGCUUCUUCCAGGGGGAAUGGCAGCCCCGGAAGAUCCCCAACCCCAGGUUCAAAGGCAUCUGGCCUCACCCGCAAAUCGCUAAUCCGGAGUACCUGCCGGACACCACCAUUUCCAUCUACGAGAACAUCAGUGUCAUCGGCUUGGACCUGUGGCAGGUCAGUGGGGUUUCCCGUUUUCUGUUCCCCACAAAGGCCAGUGAGGGGAGACUAGCGUCCAGCUCCUUCACAGCCCCUCUCCCUCCUUUGCCCCAGAGGUCAUCUGCAGUGGGCUCUGCGGCCCGGAAGGGCUGGAGAGCCAGGAUGAGGGCAGGGCAGGCUGCCAGGGCAACCCCACAGUAGAACGUGGUUUUUUGUUCUGGUGGCCUUUCGAAACGGGGCAUGAACGUCCCAAAUAAAUGGGAAUCUUUGGCUGGGAGCAAGGUGUGCAGCGUCUAACAAGGCACACUCUCUUGUAGGUGCGAUCAGGAACCAUUUUCGACAACUUCUUGAUCACGGAUGACGAAGGAUACGCGGAAGAAUUUGGGGACGAGACCUGGGGAGAAACAAAGGUAUCAGAGGUCCUGCCUGACCCAGCAGGGCCCAGGGGAAAGGGGGGCAGCUUCCUCUCCUGGGUUUAUUUACAUCUAUCUCUGGGCAUCACUCGCUCUCUGAGACGGGUCGCUGGCCCUGGUGUGGCCACCAGUUGCCCCAGCCUCUCUGGUCCCUGACUGGGGGCUUCCCUGCCUCCUGAAAUGAGGCCCUUUCCAGCUCAGUGGAGACUAGAGGGCCGUGUUUGGAGGGCUUGGGCCGGCCGGUUCCCCCAGGUGCCCAAUUCCCUCCAGGUGAGGUGGGCAGCGGAGAGGAUUCUCCCUCGGACUUGUUUGCUGGGCGGAAAACUCUGCGGGUUUUGAUCCGCAAUCCCCUUCCAGGAGCCCGAGGAGAAAAUGAGUAAGCAACAGAUCGAGGAGGAGAAGCAGCGGGAGCGAAGGGAAGCCGAGGAGGAGGCCAAAAAGAAGAAGAAGAAGAAAAAGAAGGAGAAGAAGAAGAAGAAGGAGAAAAAGAAGAAGAGGGAAACCGUCCCAGAGACAAGGAUUGUGGCACAGAAGGAGGAGCUCUGAAUCUCCUUCUCAAACCUGGACUGGGAAAUUUGGGGCUGGGGGAGGAAGGGGCAAGGAAGGGUUGUAUUUAUUUUUACGCUGUUCAAAUGUUCCUGGAAAAGCGAAGAGAGGGGUGCACAGAGAGAGAGAAGGAGGGGGGGCCUUUUCAGUGAACUUAGCUCUGGAAAAGUUCAAUAAACAGGCAAAGUUCCUCUGCCCCGUUC
Molecule: messenger RNA, 6541 nt
Organism: Podarcis lilfordi (Lilford's wall lizard)
Lineage: Eukaryota; Metazoa; Chordata; Lepidosauria; Squamata; Lacertidae
Source: the annotation of a GenBank genome assembly